This is a messenger RNA of Talaromyces proteolyticus, 549 nucleotides long. RefSeq names its product glycosyl hydrolase family 62-domain-containing protein. The record is from RefSeq and is a predicted model, not a curated record. The coding region runs from base 1 to 549 and encodes 182 amino acids. Gene Ontology annotation, biological process: L-arabinose metabolic process. NCBI's taxonomy places the organism in Eukaryota, Fungi, Ascomycota, Eurotiomycetes, Eurotiales, Trichocomaceae. The transcript has 5 exons. Gene Ontology annotation, molecular function: alpha-L-arabinofuranosidase activity.
AUGCAUUCAGGGUUUGUCUCCGUCAAAGUCUUCGGUCACCUUCCGUACAAAGGUCAACAUCCUGACACGAUGACGAUAGGAGCCGUUGGGCCUUGGCUUUUCUACUUUGCUCCGAAGCGCAUAUGGAUCCUUGCCUAUGAACGAGGUGUUGGCCCAUUCUCAUACAUGACGUCAACUAUAGAUGGCUUCGCUGGCAACUUCGGAGCAUCAGAUACUGUAAUUCUGAGCAACUCGGCAGUUAAUCUAUUUGAAGCCAUUCAGAAUCAGUAUCUGAUGAUUUAUUUCCGCUCAUUCACGGCGACUAGUCUGGACGGCUCGUGGACAGCACAGGUUACGAGCAAGGCAGCGCCCUUCGCUGGCAAGGCCAACGGCGGCGGUGCCACUUGGACAAAUGAUAUUAGUAGUGGUGAUCUUAUAGGGAGCAGUGCUGACCACAUGAUGUCUAUCGAUCCGUGCAACAUGCUGUUCCUCCACCAGGCCCGAGCUACUAACUCCACCAGAGACUAUAACCCUCUGCCUUCUCGACCUGGUCCUUUUACAUUGCUUUAA